CUUAAUGGUUUAAAAUUUUAGAUAAAAUUUUUGCUUCUUCUUGGGAGCUUCAACAGCUGCAAACAGAAAUAGAGGGGGAAGCUCACAUGAUGCAGAUCUUAAAAGCUAAAAACGACAAAUGUUUGGAUUCUAACAAAGCCAGGACACGAAACAGGAAAGAGAUGAGGAAGAGUAGAAAAACGAUUGACAAAUGUGUGGCACUCUUAUUCUCAAAAUUCAAGGUUGUCGUUACCGAAAAGGAAAUAGAAUCCGGCAUGUUUUCGUGGAACCUAAACGGUUCAAAUACCGUAGCCGAAGACUAUGAUCUCAUUGAUGAUUGGAUGCUAAGCCUGAGAUAUGCAGAAGCUAUCGAGCUCAAUAAAAACGAAAUGGCAAUGUUUAUUCGAUCGUGUGAUCGUCUUGUUGAUGGGCUAGAUGGUCAGAUCCAGCAAAGGAAGAUCGACAGAGAGAAAAUGUACGCGCCAGAAUCGCUCCUGUCCGUGAGUCUCGACCUGCUUCAACGCCUGGAAAUUUCCCGUCUGCUUAAAACCAUAAACGACGCCACCGAUCUCUUUGAAAAAGUGGUAGACGGUUUCACGUACGAAGACGAAGGUUUUUUAGAUCGUGUCGAAGAAGGUGAAGCGGAAGAACUUUUAUUUGAUGCUGGAGAUGAUGACGACUCCAAUUCAACCAGCGAUAUAGAUGAUUCUGACUUAUCAUCGGAGGAAGAACAGGAUUCAGAGGAUGCUGAUUGUUGAUGAUUGCUGAUGAGAAAAAUGUAGAUUUCAUCAGAUUUAUUCAUCCAUCAAAAGUAUAUCAGAGACUAGUUAAUAAUUAUCUGAUUGUAUGGAUGAAUGUCAUUUUUAAUUUACAAAUACAAUGCAUUGUUUU
Messenger RNA from Daphnia magna, 870 nucleotides. RefSeq lists its product as uncharacterized. Lineage: Eukaryota; Metazoa; Arthropoda; Branchiopoda; Diplostraca; Daphniidae. The transcript has 3 exons. The record is from RefSeq and is a predicted model, not a curated record. The coding region runs from base 87 to 737 and encodes 216 amino acids.